GUUCAUUCAACUACACAUCAAAAAUACACAUUUAUAUUUUGAAAUGUUACAAUUGUAUCGGAGAUGUAUUGGACGAUGUAAAACACCGCAACCGAGUCAAUUAGAAGCUCGUGGGCAUUUCAGUUCUCUUUUCAAAUCCGAAUCUCGAGUGCUAGAUUUAAUACCGAAUAUUGAAAAGAGCGACUGAUUAUUUUGAUGUUUGAUGUUUGGUUCCAUUUCGUGCAUUGUGGAAAGCACCUACCAUUUUCCGGGGUCCCUUUUGAAAGACGACGACGUCACCGAAAUCUGCGCGGGCUGUCACGACUACAUGUAUCUGACUAGGGAGCUGUCAAUAAACUUCUUUUCUUGUCAACUCUACAGCUCACUGUGGGUCUUUCGAGAUGUUUCCAACUCAAUAAUUUAUCAAAAUUUCCUCUGCGCUCAGCAACAGUUCUUACAAUGGCGCGUAGAUGAUAAUACCAAGCACAUUCGCAAUAAUUAACUCCACCAUUCCAGGUGCAAGUGGCGAGUGGCAUUUAGAUCAUGGGGACGCCUACGAAGCGGCGGAAGCUCAACAAUGAUACAAAGUCAAGUGGUUCUCGAAAUCUCGACUUCUUUUUCGGAAAGCAAAAGAAAGAUGAAGAAGGGCUGUCGUCUCGACAAGCCGGCAGUCCGAUCCUGAGCAGUCCAGGUAGCGCGGGUCCCUCGGAAUUGACUGAUGAGCAACUGGCUAGAAAAUUACAAGAGGAAUGGAACCGGGAAUCAAUUGGCGCAGGAGAGGUGGCCGAGAAUCAUUCGGUGAAGAUCGAUGAGAAACUUGCAGAGGCUCCAAUCCCUGCGGUAGCUACGACAAGCCAUACAUACGAAGGAACCUCGAUUAAUGGCAUACACGACCAGCUAAACAUAAAACCACCCAGGCCAAAUACCAAUAAGAAUACUCUUUCACUACAAUCCGCUGGCACAGCAGAAGAUAACAUUUCAUCAAGCAUACCAUUGGAUGAAAGUCCUUUGACUUUCGAACCUUCGAAAUAUGUGUUUGACCUGCAAAAACACUGGGCUGCAGAAGGAGGGGAUGCGUCUUAUGCUCUCCUGACAAGAUGUUUUGUACUCGUGAAUAGCACUCAGAGCCGUAUAAAAAUUGUAGAUACUUUAGUCAAUUUACUAAGGAUCAUCAUCGAGGGUGACCCGGAUGCUCUCCUACCCACUGUCUGGCUGGCAACGAAUGCGAUUUCACCGCCAUACAUAUCCCUUGAACUAGGAUUGGGAGGCUCAGCCAUUUCAAAAGCACUGAAAAAUGUGUGUGGGCUGGACUCUAAGUCAUUGAAGACCUUGUACAACAAACACGGUGAUGCUGGCGAUGUUGCUUUUGAGGCUAAGAAGAGGCAAAGCUUUACAUUGAGAAAGCCAAAACCACUCACAAUAAAAGGAGUUUAUCAAUCCUUAGUCAAAAUAGCCAAGACACAAGGAACAGGCAGUAGCGAGAUCAAACAACGAGUUGUUGAUCGUUUAUUGCAAGAUGCUAGAGGAGCAGAGGAGAGUCGAUAUGUUGUUAGAACUUUGUGCCAACAUCUUCGUAUCGGUGCAGUGAAAACUACAAUGUUGAUUGCCUUAUCUCGAGCUUUCCAACUAUCCAAACCUCCGGGGGCAGACUUUCCUCUUAAAUCACCACAAGAGCUGGCAAAACUUAAAAAAGAAGGUUUGACUGAGGUGUGGUCCAAGGGCGAGGAAAUCGUGAAAGCAUGUUUUGCAAAGAGACCCAAUUAUAACGACCUAGUACCCGUUUUACUUGAGAUUGGAGUCUGCGAGGAACUACUAAUUAGAUGCGGACUAGCCUUACAUAUUCCCUUACGACCUAUGUUAGGAAGUAUCACUAGGGAUCUUGCAGAAAUGCUUACGAAACUUCAAGGUAGAGAUUUCAGUUGUGAAUACAAGUAUGAUGGACAACGAGCACAAGUUCAUUGCGAUGAGAACGGCAAAGUGUCAAUAUUCUCAAGGCAUUUAGAACUCAUGACUGAUAAAUAUCCUGAUCUUGUGGCAUUAAUACCCAAGAUUCGCGGAGAAGGAGUUGACAGUUUCAUCAUGGAAGGAGAGGUCGUUUCUGUCGAUCGGGAAACUGGUGAUCUGAAACCCUUUCAAUCAUUAGCAAAUCGAGCGAGGAAAGACGUGGCAAUUGGAAGUGUUACUAUUAAUGUGUGCCUGUUCUCUUUCGAUUUGAUGUAUCUAAAUGGAGAAUCACUUCUUAAUCGAACAUUCCGGGAAAGGCGAGAACUUCUUCGGGGCUUGUUCGUCGAGGUACCGAAUCAGUUCACCUGGGUGAAGAGUAUCGAUGCUACUUCUCAAGACUCAGAGGUUGUCUUGGAAUUCUUCAAAGGUGCGACAGAGCGAAAGUGCGAAGGAAUCAUGGUGAAGAUUCUAGAUAAUCUACCACACGCUACGCUACCUGAGUCCGAGGAAUCUUCAGAUGAGCCAAUGACCUCUGUUCUCCAGACGUCCCAGAAACAAUCAAAAGGGAAGAGGAAGCCUACAGACAAAGAGCCCGAGAAGAAAACUCGAAGAAAAGCUUUAUUAUCUACCUAUGAGCCUGACAAACGACUGGAUUCUUGGCUGAAAGUAAAGAAAGACUACAGUGCUUCAUAUGAUACACUCGAUCUGAUACCUGUUGCUGCUUGGCAUGGCCAAGGACGCAAAGCAAAGUUUUGGUCACCAAUUCUCCUCGCGGUUCGCAACGAAGAGACGGGCACUCUGGAAGCCGUGUGUAAGUGUAUAUCUGGAUUUAGUGAUACGUUUUACAAGGCCAACAAAGAAUUUUACGAAGAAGGGGGCGAGCAUGUUCUUGGGGGCAAACCGAAUUACGUCGAUUAUCGAGGAGGAAACCCCGAUGUAUGGUUUGAACCGCAAGAGGUCUGGGAAAUGGCUUAUGCCGAUGUCACAAUUAGUCCAGUGUAUAGAGCGGCAAUUGGUCUUGUGAGCGAUGAAAAGGGAUUAAGUUUGAGAUUUCCUAGAUUCUUAAAAAAGAGAGAAGACAAAUCUAUAGAAGAGGCUAGCACAAACGAAUUUCUGGCUAGCUUGUGGAGGAAGCAGGAACAGAAGGUUGACGGUGGAAAGAAUGAAGCACAGGGAGUAGAUUCGGAGGAGGAGGAGGAGGAGUAAUGAUUCAUCAUUUCGCGCAAGUGAAUGAUAAACUGUUAUCGAGAGGAUGGUAUCUAUGUUGGAGAUGUAUUGUAACCUUAAUAUUCGCCCGUGUGGCAGAAGCUGCUUCUAGUAAGGCUUGAAUAUCAUAAAUCUGCAAUGUUGCUUCUAUGCUUCAAUUGUACGUCAACUAAACGAAAGAUAGCAUUCAAAAACACCGACUUAUUUCACCAAAUCAUAUUCCUUA
Molecule: messenger RNA, 3355 nt
Organism: Botrytis cinerea B05.10
Lineage: Eukaryota; Fungi; Ascomycota; Leotiomycetes; Helotiales; Sclerotiniaceae
Exons: 3
Coding region: 523-3129 (868 amino acids)
Biological process (GO): lagging strand elongation; DNA recombination; DNA biosynthetic process
Cellular component (GO): DNA ligase III-XRCC1 complex
Molecular function (GO): ATP binding; DNA ligase (ATP) activity; DNA binding
Source: RefSeq, a predicted model, not a curated record